GACAAUAAUUGUAAAGCUGGGGCCAUUGAUGACAUACCAUUCAGCUCUGUUCAACUUCAAUCAUAGGAAAACUCCAAGAGUAAAAAUUAAUGAUCUUGACGUCCAUGUUGGAACACAGAUCUAACAUUCAUUCAACAACUGCAAAGACAAAUUAACUGGUCUUCUUGGUUCUUCACAUCUAUCAGGAUAUCACAUCUCUCAGGAUAGCAUUCCAGCUCUGUUCAGCUUCAACUAGUAACAGCAGCUAUGGACGUAGUCUCGCCAAUACUGGAUCGUGCUCGUGCAAAAGUCAUCGAUAAAUUAAUUGAUAAAGUCAGUACGUAUGUGCAAGAUCAGUAUUACUGGAAAGCUAACUUGCAAGAAGAGUUGCAAAAUCUCAAACGCUUACUUCCUCAGAUCCAAGCAGUUGUUGGCUUUGCCGAAGAUAAAUUAACUAUGUAUGAAUCUCAUAAUCCAGCAUUAAUCAAGUGGCUGUGGCAGUUCAGGGAUGACAUCGACGAGGCCGAGGAAGUGCUGGAUGAGUUGGAAUAUCGUGAACUGGAGAAGAAAUAUGAUGGUGACAAAAGUAGGCUUUCUACAAUUAUUGACCCUUAUUUUAGAGCUGCAAAAAGAUUUCUGAAAAAUGAUGAUGAUGUUCUUGAGAGAUUAAGGACGUGCGUAGAGAACUUGAAAACAUCUGCUUCAUAUGUUGAGACAUUUCGGGCAUUGGUGACGCCAACAAGUGGCAUCGGCACUGGACAAAUGCAGCAGGAGCAGGAGAGUCUAACAUUGUCUAAUCAGAGUAGGAUCACCUCUUCUUUGCCUGGAUUAUCAUUCAAAGGACGUGAGGAGGAAAAAGGGAAAAUCAUUCAGUAUUUGCUGGGAGAAGAAUCUGAAAUUCAGACCAGUCAAAAUGUGCAUUGCCUUCCUUUGGUAGCGAUGGGUGGUAUGGGCAAGACUGCGCUCGCUCAACAAGUCUUUGAUCAUUUUGAAAAAGGAGAAGAAGGGACACUUCAACGUCAAAAUCUGGGUAUGUGACUCCUUACCUAAUCUCAAUGCAUCAAAUCUUAUGAAGAAAAUUCUGGAGUAUUCAACUGGACAAUCUGAAUCUGGGCCAUCUGAACUAAUACCAGUGAAGCUCAAGGAUAAGUUACAUUCUAAAAGAUUUUUACUUGUCCUGGAUGAUGCUUGGGAUGACAAAAAUCAUACAGAGUGGGAGAAAUUAUGUAUUCCAUUGCUACAUGGCCAAAAAGGUAGUUGGAUACUAUUAACAACUAGAUUAGAAUCAGUCGCAAAGAUGGUCUCAAAGAUAAUCAAAGGGGGCACAAUGAAGCCAAUGACAUUGCAGGGCUUACCAAAGGAUGAAUGUCGUUCACUGCUCUACGAGCAUGCAUUUGUCGAUCAAGACCCAAAUGAAUUCCCACUACUUAAAAAAAUUGGUGAAGAAAUAGUGGAGAAAUUGCAUGGCGUGCCUCUUCUAGCAAAGUCAAUUGGAGGAGCGUUGAACAAUAAACUGGAAGCAGAUCAUUGGACAAGCAUUUCGAGAAGUGAAUUAUGGAAAAUGUCACAAGAUUUAAACAACUAUGAAUUCAUUCCGGCUCUAACACUUAGUUACAAGAUGCUUCCACCGCGCUUGAAGCAGUGCUUUUCCUAUUGCAGCAUAUUUCCUCAAGAUUACACAUUCAAAAAGCAAAAAUUAGUGUGCAUAUGGGUGGCAGCAGGCUUAAUUUACUCAGAUGGAUCAGAGGAGGGUUCAGAUGAGGACAUAGCUAACUAUUGCUUUGAUAUGUUGUGCAACAAAUCUUUCUUUGAUGUUCAUACAAACAAAUGGAGUGCAUUUCAACAAGACAUUGCACCCUAUGCUUUAGAAGUCAUCUUUUACACCAUGCAUGAUAUGUUAAACGGUCUUUCUCGCCAUGUCUCGCGCUAUGAAUGUUGUCGAAUUGUGCAUGACACUCCCAGUUACAUUUGUGAUUAUAAUGCCAUCCGACAUAUAUCUAUAUCUAUUACCAGUAUAGAUGCUCAACUCGGUGAUCUAGCUAACAUGGUGUGCAAAUUCAAGAACUUGCGAACUCUUCGGAUAGAACAAUAUUAUGGAGAUUCUCAAAAAUUGGAUGAUUUUAUUCGAGAUGCUUGUAAAUCACCGAGGAGAAUUCGAGUAUUGACUAUUAGGCCUUAUAAGUAUUUUGAAAGCAUCAGUGACUUUGUAAAACUACGAUUUCUUGAAAUUACAACUCUACCACCAUCAGUAUCAAUCUCUAAGUUCUACUUCUUACAAGUUCUAACUGGAUACCGUGGCAUUCUGGCAAAAGACACAAGCAAGUUGAGAAACUUAAGACAUCUAUACAGAGUACCGGAGAAUGCACUUUUCUCAGUGGCUGAAGUAGGAAAGUUAACAUGCCUCCAAGAAUUAUGUUUCACUGUGGGCAUAGAACCCGGAUAUAGAAUUGAUGAGUUGAUGAAUAUGGAUAAUCUCCGCCAAUUAUCUAUUGCAAAACUUUCCAAUGUGCACAGUCUUGAAGAGGCCAAUAACGUCGACUUGGUCAGUAAAAGUCAUCUCACAAGCUUGGAAUUGAAUUGGUAUAAGCCAGACUUGGAUGAAGCAAGUAGUAAUCUUGGCCAUGAUCAGCAGGAGGUUCUGGCGGCUCUACAACCCCCUCCCACAAUUAGAAAACUCAUCAUUAGAGAGUAUAAAGGUGGUAGGCCUGCACCGUGGAUGAAUACUCAAUCUCUUUCUCGGCUUGAAUCUCUUGAAUUAUAUAAUUGUACAAAUUUGGAAGAGCUGCCCCCUCUAUGGAAGUUGCCCUGCCUUAAGUUUAUAAAAUUGAGUGACAUGAAAGUUAUAAGAAGUUUGGGUUGUCACUCCUCAGAUAUGAUGGACAGACAAUUUUCGGUUUUAGAGAAACUUGAGUUUCGGGAUCUUCCCCUCUUGGAGGAAUGGAAUGGUGCGGAUGACUAUCAAUGGUUCCCUUGUCUCAAAAGGUUUGAAAUUGAAAAGUGUCCCAAACUAAAAAAAAUUCCGGACCUUCCGUUAUCUAUAGAGAAUCUUUGCAUGAAAAAGUUGGGGUUAGAAGCUCUUCCACGGUUCUACAAGUGUUCUAAUGGUUCUACGACAUUUGAAGGAUUUCAACAAUUGAUGUCCCUCGAGUUCCUUGAAAUGGAUGACUAUUCUGAGAUUGUAGAUAUUGGAUCAAUUGGUGAAGAGGAUGGUAAUUUCCUUCCGUCGGAACUGAAAAAACUCAAACUUAAAAUUCUUAACAAACACGAAGAUUUGGCAAGUUAUCUACGAGGUCUUACUUCGCUCACUGAAUUGUCAUUAAGUCGUUUACAGGGCAUGACAUCACUUCCGUUAACAAAUGAGCUGGAACAUCUCACUACACUUCGAAGCUUGUAUAUUUGUGAUUGUGAAGACUUGACUUCACCUGGAGACGUAUAUAUUAUAAAAUCUCUUAAACAUCUAUAUAUGUAUAAUUGUCCAAAAUUCCUCACUGCUGAGGUUGAGUCACAGCAACUUUUAAAAGACAAGACAAGGAAGCAUGCGGCAUCAUCUUCCUCAGUUUUUGACCACUCUACGAGUAAUAAAGCUGCUAGCACCCUUCCAUCCUCACUUGAAUCCCUAACAUUUUCAACGUCUAAGAUUUCACAAGAGUCAUUGGGUUGCUGCCUUCAAGGGCUUACCUCCCUCAAAAGCUUGGAUAUAUCAAAGUGCAAUCAUUUGGUGUCUCUUCCCAACAUAGAGUAUCUGCAUAAUUUGACAGUGUUGUGGAUUUCUGAUUGUGAAGAAUUAUGUAAAUUGGAGUCAUUGACGGCACUUAUCUCCCUCAGACAAUUGUUUAUUUCCAACUGCCCCAAAUUAAUCGCUACAACAAUGUCCACUGUACAAAAUCCUGCAGCAACAACAGAACAAAGUGCAACAAAGAUAAAGAAGGGAACAUUACCUUCAAUUGAAACUAUUCAGAUUGACAACAUCUUCUGUCUAUCCAUUUUGCCGAUUCCAGAAAAGCUAAAGACCCUUUCUAUCCUAAACGAAAUCACUUGUUUUCCUUCUGAGAUAGAGGAAUAUCGGGAGUCUCUUAAUAUUGGAACAGAUCCCUCAUCUGCAAUCUUUACCCACAAUUUUGGAGAGUUUUUCAUCGCUCAAGGCUCUUAGUAUAUCUUAUGCUCCAGAACUCAAGUCACUACCCAGGAUGCCUGCCUCACUGGUGCAACUGACGAUUAAUGGAUGCAGUGCAAAACUUGAGAAGCGUUGCCAAAAGAACAUCGGCCCGGACUGGCCUAACAUCGAGCACAUCCCUCACAUUAAUAUUACAGCGGUCAAAGAGGACAAGGCCAAGGUGCGUUAAUGCUAACAAGGAAUAUCACCACUUUGUUCAUGCUGCAUUUUGUGUUUGCUUAUUGAAUCACCUCAUUAACACUUACCAUGCCAUGGACUAAUUUUUCUCAAAUUGCUCGUCUACAUUUUAUUCUCUGAGCUAUUUAAUAAUCUUUAUUUAUGUUGCUUAUUUUGUGUUCUACACGUUUCACCUCAAGCUCGAGUUAAUUGCAACUGUGACGGUAGCAAGCUUUGGAGUUCCACAUGAUCAUAUAUGUAUAUAAUACCAACUACAGGACCUGACCAUUUAUCCAAAGGGCAAGCUAUCAAUUUGGAUCCAAUCGCUUUGUGUUUUAAGUUUUUGUUUUCAUUCAUUUUGAAAAUAAACUCACCUUGGGUGUUGUUUUCGUUCGACACUUUUAAAACACAAUUGUGUUCCAAAGAGAUUGAUGCUUCUGUUGAAGCUGAAAAAGAAUUACUGAAAUUUGAUGAUGUUCUUGGGAAAUUAAGGGCAUGUGUGAACAAUUUGAAUACCACUGCUUCAAAACUGUCCAAGUAUAUUUAUCUAUUUCAGCUUUAUAUUAUUUGUUUUAAUGGCAAAUUAAUCUUCUUGUCCAUUUUCGAACUCUUGAAAUGUUUGCAGAAAGUCUUAUAGUCUUGAAAAGAACAACACCAUAUGCACCAUCAUUCCUAGAGAUCCACAUUCAAUAGUGAGCAAAUAUGGCUGCCAAGGACUAGGCGACGAUCGAACUUUUCUUCCACUCGUGUCACAGAGCCUACAAGCAUUGUAGCUUGUGAUGAAAUAUAUGAACAAAGACUAUGUAUCUUAAGCGCAUCUACAGCUUCCUCAAGCUUUCUCCCCUCUCCUCAUGUUGAGAAACUUAAUAACUCCAAUUGUUUGUCUAAGUAGUAAUUGGAGCUAAUCUAUGAGAAUUUUCAAUAUUUGACCUUAGGAGCUGUUAUAUUUUUUGUUGAACAAUUGUGUGGUUGAACAUUCAUCUUGUGUGAUUGAACAUUUUUCUAUUUCGAACUUUA
This is a messenger RNA of Zingiber officinale, 5326 nucleotides long. RefSeq names its product putative disease resistance protein RGA3. Gene Ontology annotation, biological process: defense response to other organism. The record is from RefSeq and is a predicted model, not a curated record. The transcript is spliced from 4 exons. Gene Ontology annotation, molecular function: protein binding; ADP binding. Lineage: Eukaryota; Viridiplantae; Streptophyta; Magnoliopsida; Zingiberales; Zingiberaceae. The coding region runs from base 1049 to 4129 and encodes 1026 amino acids.